UCCGUCGUCUAUAUCGCUAGUGAGUCGAACGGCGCCAUUUUCUUAUAUGCCGUCGAGUUGACGUGCGUGUGUUACCGUAGUCUAACGAGUUAUUUUAUCUUAACCCUUAUCUAUUUUUAUCGUGAAGAUGGGCAGGAAGAAGAAGAAGCAGAUGAAACCAUGGUGUUGGUAUUGCAACAGAGACUUUGACGAUGAGAAAAUUUUGAUUCAGCACCAGAAAGCCAAACACUUUAAAUGCCACAUUUGUCAUAAAAAGUUGUAUACAGGUCCUGGUUUGGCUAUACAUUGCAUGCAGGUACACAAAGAAACUAUAGAUGGUGUUCCCAAUGCGAUACCUGGCAGGACAGACAUAGAGCUGGAAAUCUAUGGCAUGGAAGGCAUUCCAGAAAAAGAUAUGGAAGAAAGAAGACGACUACUGGAACAGAAGACGGCAGCAGAAAGUCAAAAAAAGAAGCAGAAUAAUCAAGAUGAUUCAGAUUAUGAUGAUGACGAUGAUGAGCCAGGGCCAUCUUUCCAGCAAGCUCCUGUACAGCCUCAGCCUGGGUUUAUUCCUCCAAUGACACAACCAGGCAUGCCACCAGUCCCUGGUACCCCAGGAAUGCCUCCGGGUAGCUUUUCAGGAAUGCCUCCUAUGAUGCCAGGAGUUCCUCCUAUGAUGCAUGGAAUGCCACCAGUAAUGCCAGGAAUGCCUCCGGGUAUGAUGCCAAUGGGAGGUAUGAUGCCACCUGGACCGGGAAUGCCACCAAUGAUGCCAGGCAUGCCCCCAGGUAUGCCUCCACCUGUUGGGCCUCGUCCAGGUUUGCCUCAUAUAGCACAGGCUCCACCAGUCACUGCACCGGCUAUGUUAAAUGGUCCGGCACUGCCUGUGGUCACAGUGUCAAAUCCACAGCCACCCAUUACAAAGCCCUUGUUUCCCAGUGCAGGACAAAUGGGGACUCAUGUUCCAAGCACAAGUACAACCUCAUCCAGUGCAGACAGUCUGUCACCGUCUUCUAAACCUCUGUUUCCUAGCACAGCACAAACUCCACAGGCUGUGCCAGGACCACUUGGUACUGAUUUCAAGCCCCUUAGCACACCUGCAACUUCUGCAGAACCUCCUAAACCAACAUUCCCAGCAUACACUCAGUCAACUGCUUCAACCACUAAUGCCACUAACAGCACUGUAACUAAACCAUCCGCGACUGUCACAAGUAAGCCAGCUACCCUCACUACAGCGAGUGCAACUAGUAAGUUGAUCCACCCUGAUGAGGAUAUCUCAUUGGAAGAGAGGAGGGCACAGUUGCCUAAAUACCAGCGAAAUCUUCCAAGACAAGGGCAGCAGUCCAUUAGUGCUCCCCCUGUGGGGCCAAUGGGAAGCAUGAUUCCGCCACAGCAAGGAAUGCCUCCUCAGCAGCCAGGAAUUAGGCACUCUAUGCCCCCACAUGGACAAUAUGGCGGCCCUCCUCAGGGGAUGCCAGGUUACAUGCCUGGUGGGAUGCCUCCCUAUGGACAGGCACCUCCAAUGGUUCCUCCAUUUCAAGGUGGGCCACCCCGACCUCCAAUGGGAAUGAGACCUCCCGUUAUGUCACAAGGAGGCCGUUAUUGAAGCUGCUCCAUCAGGAAUAGGUUUGGAGAUUAAAGCUUUUCUCAUCUUGUGAUGUGUUAGUAAUCAAAAGGCCAGAACUAAGCCUUUGUGACAUAAUGAGAAAGAGAAACUACCUUCCUAAGAUGAGGAGAAAGUUUGCAACGCAUGGGACUUUGUUUUACAUAACCUUUUUAAUUAAAAAGGAAUACACGCCAUUGUUACAGAUGAUAUACUGUGGCUUUUUUUUUUCUCCUCAUGUUUCAUUUAGGUAUUUUAGAAGUGAAGUUUAGUAAAUAUGGUUACUCCAGCGCCUCCAAAAUUUUACGAACAUGAACAUAUCAACUUUAAAGGCAAGUUCUGUGCAUUACAUUGUUCUACAGAAAGUGAGGCCUUCACAGCACUUUAUGUGCUGUUGGACCCUAUGUCCCCAACACUGUUUGGUGAGGGCUUCAGUCUUAAGUCCCAGUAUGUGUAUGUUGCGUCUUAAUGUGACAAUUACAUGUAUUUAGAAUUGUUUCCUGUUGCAGGCUCAAUCUUUGACCACCAAGUAGGUCUUGUGAUUUUCCUCCUGUACUGUUGUAAAAUUUCUUGUAAUAAAAUGUGAUCAAAACUU
This is a messenger RNA of Erpetoichthys calabaricus (reedfish), 2177 nucleotides long. RefSeq names its product zinc finger protein 207, b (gene znf207b). The transcript has 11 exons. Bases 128 to 1585 code for a protein of 485 amino acids. Lineage: Eukaryota; Metazoa; Chordata; Cladistia; Polypteriformes; Polypteridae. Gene Ontology annotation, cellular component: nucleus. The record is from RefSeq and is a predicted model, not a curated record.